AUGCUAUCAAUUUCUCAAACAUAAAAAUCCCUAUAAGUACAUUCAUAAAAGCAAUUACAUCGAUAAAACUUAUAUUCUAGAAAUAGAACUCUUGAUAAUGUAGAAGCUAAUAAAUUAAGAGCAAAAUACAUUAUACAUGAUAAGGAAAGUUUAUAUGAAGAAAUUUAGAAACUGAAAUAAGAGAACAAUCAAUUGAAGUUAACAUUAAGAUAGUUUCAAUCAUAAAUUUAAUAUUUUAAAAGAGAAGUGCAAUCAAUAUCGAAAGAUGAAAGUACACCCACUAAAAGUUAUUCUAAAUUAAAAUAAGGUUAUUUAGAGAAGAUCUCAAGAUUAGAAGUAUUAUUGUUUUAUGAAAAUUUAGGAUGAAAAUAUUAGAUUAUAAUAAUAAUUAACAGAGUAGUAAACAUAUAUAGGAUAACUCUAAAGUCCAUUAAAUAAAAAUAAUGUUGAAAAUUUAUGUAUGUCUUUAAGUGAGGAUAAUAUGAAGUUAAAUCAAUUGAUCUAAUAACAAGAGUAAACAGUUAAUUAAACUUAAGUAUAAAAAUAAUGAAAUUUAGAGUUAAUUCAAUAAGUUGAAUGUAAAACAUAAUGCAAUUUUGAAUAAGUAUAAAUAAUUGAAGAACUUGAAUGCUUAAUUACUUUUAGAGAUAGCUGAAUUAAAGAAAAAGGAUACUUUAUUUCUUGAAAGACCUUAAUAGAAAGAUAAUAAAAAGGUUGAAGAAUAGUUAUAGUUAGAUUUUGAUUAAGCACUUGUCGAUUUAAGAAAUGAAAGAUAGAAAAAUAAGUAUUUAGAAAAUAUGAUGUAAAAGAUUCAAGCAGAAAAUUAGGAAUAAAUAGAUAAUCUUGAGAAAAAAUUAACAGAUUAAAAAAGAUAAUAUGAGACAUUGUAAAGAGAAUAUGAUUUAGAAAAAAUAUAAAAAUAUCAAUCAAAAAGAACAAUACUGAUAAAAAAUAAUGGACCAUAACAACCAGAAGAAUAAGUAUAAUAAUAAGAGGAAAAUGAAUUAUAAAAGAAAAAGAUAAUUAAUGUUGAUAAAAAUGAAAUUACAUCAAUAGCUCGUUAAGUUAAAUUAAAUCUUAUUGGAUUAAAGAUUUCACUCUAAUAGGUUGAAUAAUAUCUAUUAACACAUGAAAAUUUAACUUAACAUUAAUUAAAAUAGAAUUUGUCCAAUAGAAUAUUCGGUCUUUAAUCUUUAGAGUAAAUAGAAAUGGCAGCUAUUUAUUUAGCAGAUGUUGAAAAUGAAACUGAAACUACUACUAAUGCAAGAGUUAGAAGUAUAUUUAAAACUUUAAUGGAAAAUUAUUAAAUAUUGACAACUUAACAAUUAAAUAAUAUCAAUUAAUAAAUCAUGAAAAAGAAAAAUGAAAUUUCAGAUAUACUAAUAAAGAAAUAUCCAGAAACAUAUACAAAUGGAUAUAUCAAUAUAGAUGUAAAUAUAUUUGGAAUAUUAUUAGAUUUAUUUAGAAGUUUUAUAAUAGGUUGAUAUUACAUUAAAUAAAUUAGAAAUCGAUCAUUUCUAUGCACUAAUAACUAGAUAAAAUAGAUAAUAAAGAAUUUUACUUUAAUAAAUUCAUAGUCCUUUCGAUAUCAAUCAGAAUGAAGAUGAUGAAGAUAUAAAUGAACAAUAAUAAUUAAAUGAACUGAAUAAUAAUGAUCAACAAAAGAAUAUUAAAUUAAAUUAAUAAAUUGAAGUAUAAAAUAAAUAAGAAUCACAAUUAAUUAAUGUAAUAAAAAAUGAAGAAGAAACAGAAGAAAAAAACAGUUUAAUUUAAUAAGAAAUUAAAAAUAGCCAAGAAUAUGGAGAGAAUGAUAGAAAUUAGAAUUAGGACUUAUCGAAUGAGGAAGAACAACUACCUAAAGAAGACAAAAAUCCUUUAUCAGAUGUUCAAAAUAGUGAUCCAGAUUAAAAGAUGAUUGAUUCGUAAGAAUUAAGAAAAUAAAGUUAACCUGAUUUAUAAUAAUUUUGA
Molecule: messenger RNA, 1968 nt
Organism: Paramecium sonneborni
Lineage: Eukaryota; Ciliophora; Oligohymenophorea; Peniculida; Parameciidae
Source: the annotation of a GenBank genome assembly